Messenger RNA from Drosophila virilis, 2459 nucleotides. It is a transcript of the gene Pgant3, whose product is annotated as Polypeptide N-Acetylgalactosaminyltransferase 3. Lineage: Eukaryota; Metazoa; Arthropoda; Insecta; Diptera; Drosophilidae. Gene Ontology annotation, biological process: protein O-linked glycosylation. Gene Ontology annotation, molecular function: polypeptide N-acetylgalactosaminyltransferase activity. The record is from RefSeq and is a predicted model, not a curated record. Gene Ontology annotation, cellular component: Golgi apparatus.
UUGUUUACAACCUUUAGCAGAAUAGAAAAAAACAGGAAAUUCGCAGCGCGUUCAACUAGUUUUCCGCUUAAAAAGAUGAGAUUCCAGCAGACAGCAUGUAUUCAUAACGCAUUUGGUAGCGUUGGACAUUAGGAGACGCACUCGCGGCUAUCGAAGUGCUUAAACUGGACUGUGCAUUGGUCGUGGCCAAGUUCAACGCUGGCCACAACAAACAAGAGAUCAAUUUUCUUGGCCAACGCUUAGUUUGGCGCAAAGAGAGUGGGGCUCGAAAUUGUUGCCGGUCAUUAGCACAGCGUAGCUGAAGCAGACAACAACAACGUGCGCGCAAACACGGGUGUCCCAAAAAAAAAAUUAAAAAAGCAAACAGCCGUUCGUCAAAAUGGGUCUGCGCUUCCAGCAGCUAAAGAAGCUCUGGCUUCUAUACCUGUUCUUGUUGUUUUUUGCAUUCUUCAUGUUUGCAAUUAGCAUAAAUUUAUAUGUGUCAAGUAUACAGAACACUGACGCAGAGCCGCGUCAUCCAAAACCGCCGCCCAAACGACGCUCGCUCUGGCCGUACAAAAACAUUGUGGCCCACUAUAUUGGCAAGGGAGACAUCUUCGGCAAUAUGACUGCAGAUGAUUACAACAUCAACCAGUUCGAGCCUAAACAGGGCGAGGGCGCCGAUGGGCGACCCGUGGUCAUACCGCCGCGCGAUCGUUUUCGUAUGCAGCGCUUCUUCAAGCUAAACAGCUUUAAUAUCUUGGCCAGCGAUCGCAUACCCCUCAACAGAACGCUCAAGGACUACAGAACGAAUGAAUGUCGCGAUAAACGUUAUGCCCAUGGCUUGCCCAGCACCUCGGUGAUCAUUGUCUUCCACAACGAGGCCUGGUCCGUGCUGCUGCGCACCAUUACCAGCGUCAUAAAUCGCUCACCACGCCAACUGCUCAAGGAAAUCAUUUUGGUGGACGAUGCCAGCGAUCGCUCCUUUUUGAAACGCCAACUGGAGGCCUACAUCAAGGUGCUUAAUGUGCCCACGCGUUUGUAUCGCAUGAAGGAGCGCAGCGGACUGGUGCCCGCUCGUCUCAUGGGCGCGCAGCAUGCGCGCGGCGAUGUGCUCACCUUUCUGGAUGCGCACUGUGAGUGCUCCCGUGGCUGGCUGGAGCCAUUGUUGGCACGCAUCAAGGAAUCGCGCGAGGUGGUCAUUUGCCCGGUGAUAGACAUCAUAUCGGACGACAAUUUUAGCUACACGAAAACCUUUGAGAAUCAUUGGGGCGCCUUCAACUGGCAGCUAAGCUUCCGCUGGUUCUCCUCGGAUCGCAAACGACAGACCAGCGUUAAGCCCAAGGACAGCACAGCGCCCAUAGCCACACCGGGCAUGGCUGGCGGCCUGUUUGCCAUCGAUCGCAAGUACUUCUACGAGAUGGGCGCCUACGAUAGCGAAAUGCGCAUCUGGGGCGGUGAGAACGUGGAAAUGUCCUUUCGCAUUUGGCAGUGCGGCGGACGCAUCGAGAUUAGUCCCUGCUCCCAUGUGGGCCACAUAUUCCGCAGCAGCACGCCGUACACGUUCCCGGGCGGCAUGAGCGAGGUACUCACCGCGAAUCUGGCACGUGCUGCCACCGUCUGGAUGGACGACUGGCAAUAUUUUGUGAUGCUCUACACGGCCGGUCUAUCGCUGAGCGCGCGGGACAAGGUGAAUGUGACGGAGCGCUUGGCACUGCGCGAGAAACUCAAGUGCAAGCCAUUUUCGUGGUAUCUGGAGAACAUUUGGCCGGAGCACUUCUUUCCCGCACCGGAUCGUUUCUUUGGCAAAAUCAUUUGGCUGGAUGGUGAAACGGAAUGCGCACAGGCGUACAGUAAGCACAUGAAGAACCUGCCGGGACGUGCCCUGUCUAGGGAUUGGAAGCGUGCCUUCGAGGAGAUCGACAACAAAGCCGAGGAAUUUAUGUCGCUGAUCGAUUUGGAGCGCGAUAAGUGCCUGCGUCCGCUGCAUGACGAUGUGCCGCGCUCAACGCUGCAGCCGGUGACAGUCGGCGAUUGCACAUCGCACGCACAGACGAUGGACAUGUUUGUCAUUACACCCAAGGGUCAGAUAAUGACCAACGACAAUGUCUGCCUCACAUAUCGCCCGCCCAAAGCGGGCGCGCUCAAGCUGCUCAGAAAUCGGAACGCAACGACUUCGAAUGUGAUGCUGACGCAAUGCGCCACCGAGGCAAGUCAACAGUGGACCUAUGACAUGGAUACACAACAGAUUUCGCAUCGCGAGACAAAGCUCUGUCUGACGCUCAAAUCGGCCACAAAUGCGCGCAACCAAAAGGUGGAGAAAGUGGUUCUUACCAUGGAGUGCAACUUCAAGGAUAUAACACAGAAAUGGGGACUCAUACCGCUACCGUGGCGCAUGUAAAAACACAACUUCGAAAACAUGAUAACGACAAAACGAGAUAACACAAAAAAAAAACCCCCCUGCCAGCGAUCUAAUACAA